Molecule: messenger RNA, 2112 nt
Organism: Salvia miltiorrhiza (redroot sage)
Lineage: Eukaryota; Viridiplantae; Streptophyta; Magnoliopsida; Lamiales; Lamiaceae
Product: F-box/LRR-repeat protein At3g03360-like
Exons: 2
Coding region: 468-1949 (493 amino acids)
Molecular function (GO): protein binding
Source: RefSeq, a predicted model, not a curated record
AUUGUAUCUCCAAAACUCCUUCCAACCCGCCGCCACUCGUCGAGUCAUCCUCAGCUCAUCUCUCUCACCACCGCACCAUCCCAAGCCCCCACCGCCCGAAAUCAAUCCCCUCACCAUUCAAUUCUUCUUCUCUACUUUUCGCCGCCAUUGUCAACCCUCCACCCCAUCGACUGAAAGAAAAACACAUCAUUCCGUCAAUUAAUGUUUUCAGAUUCACCGACUUCGCCGCCGCCUCCGUCGCUUCUAGAACGAGCUGAGCUCGAGCUCGUCUACAGCCUGAUUUGAUGGCUUUUGAGCUCUCUGUGUUUGUUGAUUAGCUCAAAUGAGGGCAAUUUGGGGCUGCAGCAAACGAUGGGAACAAGGGUUCAUUUGAGGUAAUCUUCGAGAAUUCGAUAUAUGUGUUAUUGCUCCGAAUCUGUUUAGGUAAAUUUUGAGUUGAUUAUGAUUCAGAGGUUUUGAUUUUGAAGAUGGAUAGACUCAGUGAGUUGCCGGACUCUGUUAUAUUUCACAUAUUUUGGUUCUUGCCUAUGAGGGAAGUUGUUAGGACAACGAUACUAUCGAGGCGCUGGAAAGACCUCUGGACCACCACCCCUUUCCUUUAUUUUGAUGAUUUUAUUGAGCAGUUUGAUACUAGGGAUAAACUUCGAAUCUUCGUUCAUCGGGUUUUAUCACGCUGGGAUGGGGUAAAGAUUUUGAAAUUCAAGGUUGAAUUGGAUCAUGAGGAAUCAAUACAUAGGGAUGUUGAUCUGUGGUUGCGUUUUGCCAAGAAAUAUGGAGUCGAAGAAUUAUACUUGCAUAUGGUGAUAGAAGAUCGUGAAUCAUGUCUUUGUAAUGAUGACGAUAUACGUUGGUUGCCACAGUUUCUGUACUCCUGCUCAUCGCUUAAAGUGUUAUCGAUCGAGAAUUGUUACUUUAGAUUUAAGGGGAAUGUGCAUUGGAAUCAUCUCAAGAGUUUAACAAUUAUCAAUGGUUUUGGGGUCACUGAAGACGUGAUUAAUCAAAUUUUCUGCGGUAGCCCUCAGUUGGAAGUCUUGAUCAUGACUUUUAUAGAUAGUCGUUUUGAAAAUUUUUCUAUCCGAUCAACUAGUUUGAAAAAGCUGUCAAUUAACAAGCAUUUUUAUGAUGACUACGAGGAUCCAUCUCCUUAUACGACGGAGCUGAGAAUUUGGACUCCAAAUCUUAAAACCUUAGAAAUGAAAGGAAUUCCUUAUGGCAAGUGUUUAUUGAUGAAUGUCUCAUCUUUAAACCAUGCAACUCUUGGGUAUCCUAAUCUACAUCAUUUGGAUGAAAGAUGCUUUAACGACCCCUCUGAGUACAAUAGCUCUUUACUACCAACAAACCAAUUUCUUGGAUAUUUAUUUGGUCAAAUUCUGCCAAGCAUCCAACAUGUUGAAAACAUCACAUUAUCAUCCUGUUGCGUCAAGGUUCUCGAUAUUAUGAAAAUGAAACAUAUGCAUUCAUCUUUUCCUAAUAUCAAAUCCUUGGAUCUUAGAUGUUGUUUGUAUGACUACAAACAAAUAGUAGGAAUUCUUGAGAUUUUCCCUCAGCUGGAAAGAUUAGUUCUUAAAUACAACAAAGUAGACCGACGCCGAGUUACUAAUGACCAAGUUACCUCUGACAAAGAGUCACUCAAGUUUGAAGUGAAUAACCCUGAGUCCUUUCUUCUCAAGUUGAGGACAGUGGAGGUUACUUGGGCUGAAGGCGAUGGUGUAUUUUCAUUGAUUGAGAUUUUGUUAAAAUAUGCGACCAAGCUAGAAAAGAUUGGGUUCCAGGUAGAAAUAAAGUCACCAAAUUCUUUGUUGUCGGUAUCACAGAAACUGCUGAGAAUGCGAGGAUUCUCGAUUAACUGCACCAUAGAUCUCACAACUUGCAAUGACGGCAGUAUGCUCGAGGCUUGGGAGCUCGAUCUUCCUUAUUUUAGGUGUGAGUGCGUAACUGUCCUGUUUUAACUUUUGCUUCCUUGUUUGUUUUGUUGCUUUCAGGGACUAUAUGUGCUUAUAUAAUCUGACACUUUUGGAUUAAGCUGAUGCUCUUUUGAUAUGCAGCACACUUGUUAACUUCUUAUUGUUGUGAAAGAAACUACUGAUGAAACUUAGAUUGUUAUUUGUCUUA